Messenger RNA from Coprinopsis cinerea okayama7#130, 1206 nucleotides. RefSeq lists its product as hypothetical. NCBI's taxonomy places the organism in Eukaryota, Fungi, Basidiomycota, Agaricomycetes, Agaricales, Psathyrellaceae. Gene Ontology annotation, cellular component: SAM complex. The transcript is spliced from 4 exons. Gene Ontology annotation, biological process: mitochondrion organization. The record is from RefSeq and is a predicted model, not a curated record. The coding region runs from base 1 to 1206 and encodes 401 amino acids.
AUGGCCGCUGAAGCAGGCUCCUCACAGCGCAUCCAGCUCUAUGUUUGGCCAAAACUAUGGGAUCUGCCCUCGUUUGACCCUUACUGCCUGACGGCUAUAUUAUACCUCCAACUGGCUAUCCCAGGAGAUUUUACUAUCAUCGAAUGUACUGACGUGGACCUCUCACCCAGCGGACAGCUACCCUUCUUAGUCCAUGGCACCGAGGUGGUUACGAGCUUUGCGUCGAUCCUGAAGUAUGUCUCUGGACUGGCGGAAACGGAGGGGAACAAGUACCCCAAUGCCAACACCGACAAACAUCUAUCCCCGAAGGAAAGGUCCCAGAGAAAUGCAUGGCUCGCCCAUGUUGAAGCGAACCUUGGAGACUUAGUGGCCUCCACGUUUUACUCAGCGGACAAUUGGGACAAGACAGUCCACAAGGCCUUCUCCUCCCUCUUCCCCGUGCCCCAACGUUACUUUGUUCCAUCCAAAUUAAGAGCUGCGUAUCAACCUCGUUUGGAAGCUGCUGGUCUCUGGAGCGAUGCCGAACCCGCUCCAGACAAGAAGAGCGUGUUUGAGGAAAGUUCCUUGAGGGGGAAACAACAGAAGAGCGUACCGAAGAUCGAGAAGAACAAGGGCAAGUUCACCAAGAUCUUCGAGAAGGAGAAGUUCAUUGCAAAAUCGAAGAAGAUUCUUGAUCUAUAUGCAAGGCUAUUGGAAGGGAAGCAAUAUGUUUUCGAUAGUAUCACCUCCAUCGACGUUGCCAUUGCAGCCCACACCGUCCUGCUUAUCCAGCCUCGGCUGCCAGAUGAUACUAUCAACAAAUUGGUUACAGAGACGUACCCAGCCCUCUUGGCCCAUUCGGAACGAGUCAAACAUCGCGUACUACCAGGUCCAAACAAUCCACCAUUCACCUAUGAGACAUAUCGCCGGUCACUUUGCUCAUUCCUCUUACCCUUUUGGGGCCGGAGUGCGGUGAAGAAAGACAGCACAAGAAAAGAGAAAACGCCAGAAGAACGCCAGGUCGACCGGAUGCGAUGGGCUUUCGUGGGACUUGCGUUGGGAAGCCUUGCAGCAUACAUUGCGGUAGUCGGGCAACCUUUCUUUCAGUUUGUCUUGGUGAAAAUGCAAGAACUAGAAGCUGCUGAAGAGUUGGAAUACGUCGAGGAUGAUGAGUGGGAAGAGGACGACGAAGAAAUUGAGGUGGAGCUGCCGGAAGAGGUCAUGUGA